Mauremys reevesii (Reeves's turtle) is the source of this 1200-nucleotide messenger RNA. It is a transcript of the gene NMRK2, whose product is annotated as nicotinamide riboside kinase 2. The record is from RefSeq and is a predicted model, not a curated record. NCBI's taxonomy places the organism in Eukaryota, Metazoa, Chordata, Testudines, Geoemydidae. Bases 335 to 862 code for a protein of 175 amino acids. Gene Ontology annotation, cellular component: cytoplasm. The transcript has 7 exons.
GGAGGUCGUUGCAGUAGCGGGGUAUAAAUUAAAGGCGCCCACGGCUUUUUGCCUCAAUGAAAUAGUCAAGCGACUUGCAAGGCAGAGCUGAGAGUGAGAGGCUGCAGACAGCCACUCAUUUAGGGAGAGAAAGGAUCAGGCAUUAGCUCUGCGUCCUUUCUGCUCGUGGAUCCAAGUUUCUUCCCUCCCCCUUGCUGCGGAGGACACAGCUCCAGGAAGAUGAAAUACAUCAUAGGUAUAGGGGGGUAAGUCGCUAGUGUGACCAACGGCGGCAAAACCACUUUGACCAACCGGCUUAUCAAAGCACUUCCAAACUGUUGUGUUGUCCAUCAGGAUGAUUUUUACAAGCCCUGUUUUAUUGCUCGCUAUAUUUCAGCCACAAGAUCAGAUAGAAGUCGGGGAAGACGGCUUUAAACAAUGGGAUGCGCUGGAAUCAUUGGACAUGGAUGCAAUGGUGAGCACGGUGCAUGCGUGGAUUGAGGAGCCAAGGAAGUUUGCCCGCUCCCAUGGGGUGAACGUUAGGCCUAACUCUAAAGACCCCGUCCCAGAGGAGAUCCACAUCCUGGUCAUUGAAGGCUUCCUGCUUUACAAUUACAAACCGCUGAUCGACUUGUUCAACAAACGCUACUAUCUGACAGUUCCCUAUGACGAAUGCAAGAGGAGGAGGAGUACACGACAUUAUCCUAUACCUGACCCACCCGGUCUUUUCGAUGGACACGUGUGGCCCAUGUAUUUAAAAUACAGGAAGGAAAUGGAGACCCAUGGGGUUGAUGCUGUUUAUCUGGAUGGAUUGAAGUCCAGAGAUGACCUGUACAAUCAGGUCUUUGAAGAGAUUCAGAACAUGCUUUUAAAUUGUUCAUAGAGAAAUAUGUAUCUGCUUCUAUGUGCAUUGGUUGACCCCACUGAAACAGCACUUGGGUAUGACUUUCGUCUUGCUUUUCAAGGUCUGAGGAGAGCUGAAAGACCCCGGCAUAGAUCAGAUGUAGAUAGUACUUUAGACAUUAGAAGACAGAAUCAUGUAGGGUUUAUUUGUGUAAACCAGUCACAAACUGUCCUUUGGGAAAGAUCUUAUGUAUAUAAUUGAAAAAAAAAAUGAAGAGAAGUUAUUUACGACACAGCCACAGGCAGUUUUUUAUAUUCCACUGGUUUAUAUAUGUAAUGGUUUAAGAUGCAUUUUUAUAACAAAACAUUCAGAAAACC